AGUAGGGGAAUCCCCACGCAUAUAAGACAGGAUAUGAAGGGGUCCCGUCCUUAGUUUAUCACAAAGUAUAGUCGUUUAGUCAUCGGCGGAACCCUUUUUCUCGCACUCUUUAUCUUCGAUUCUUUUCUCGAGCCUAUCUCGAUAUCGCGAUACACAUAUAUCGCGAUUAUGUUUUCUCUGCGAUCUUUGUGCCAAGAAAGUUGCCGGUCUUUGAGCUAAAGUACACGCUCCUAAAUACGAGUGCCCUGUCACAUAAUCAGAACGAGAAAGUGAAGAGUGUCGUGUCUCUCGAGAGAAGAGUACAGCCAGAAUGACCUUCACAAGGGUAGCUACCAUCCUGCUUCUGGGACUCUAUUCGAGCAUCUUACUAGUGUCCUGCAAGGAUCAGAACGUUACGGAAGUCAACGUUAAGGAAGCCAACGUUAAGGAAGCCAACGUUAAGGAAGCCAACGUUAAGGAAGUCAACGUUAAGGAAGUCAACGUUACGGCAGCCAACGUUACGGUGCUCAAUGAGCCGGAUUUCGCCACUCCCGAGUACAUAUUACCGUGUAGCAGAAAAGAUCCAAAGAUCGACUCGUGCUUUCUUGGCACGCUCAACCAUAUUCAACCAUACCUGGUGAAAGGUAUUCCUGAGCUAGAAUUGCCUUCAAUCGAACCAUUAGUAAUUCCCGAAUUAAAGAUAGAAAAUGGCCAAGGACCGGUGCGUAUUAGAGCGUUUUUUACUAACAUCACUGCGAUAGGACCAGGAAACUACAGCAUCAACAAAGUACGAGUGAAUAUAUCAUCGUACAGGAUCGAUCUUCAUAUAUCGUUACCUAAAAUUGAAGUUCAUGGAAAUUACGAUAUCAACGGGAACGUACUUCUUUUUCCCAUACAAAGUCACGGAAAUUUUUGGGCCUUAUUUGGUGAUGUAGAGGCAAUCGGUCGCAUACAGGGUGUCGAAGAAAUAAGGGAUGGCAUUCGUUACAUGAGAAUUUCCCGAUUGCUGAUCGACUUCAGCCUCGGCCGAGUCAGAUUUCGCAUAAUGGAUCAUCUAAACGGCAACAACGUGAUCGGACAGGCAAUGAAUCAAUUUCUAAAUCAGAAUGCCAAAGAGAUAAUCGAAGAAAUGAGACCGGCGGCUAGUGCUAGUAUUGCCAAACAUUUUAAAGAAUUUUUAAAUUCCGCUUUCAGCAAAUUGCCCAUGAAAAUCUGGAUGCAUGAUACGUAAUAGUAUUCGAUUUUCAAUAGCGUAUUAAGUUCACACACAAAAAUUCACGCAACUUUAGUUUUUUUACAUUUACAAGAGUUGGAAGUACAAAUUAGAUUGUCAUUUUAAUGUCCAGUGUUAACAUUUUUCAAAAAUUAUCACAUUAUUUUAUAUCAUUCAACAAUAUCAUUAUUUUUAUGAUAAACUUCGUAUUUAGAAUUUGCAAAAUAAGUAAUAAUAAAUUUAAAUCGACAGAGUGAGAUCGACUUUCAAAUGUUAUUUUAUGGCAUUAAAAUUAAGUUUGAUUAGGAAUUAAUUGAUAAAUGAUACAUAUGUAAUACGUAAUU
Nylanderia fulva is the source of this 1536-nucleotide messenger RNA. RefSeq names its product protein takeout. The record is from RefSeq and is a predicted model, not a curated record. NCBI's taxonomy places the organism in Eukaryota, Metazoa, Arthropoda, Insecta, Hymenoptera, Formicidae. Gene Ontology annotation, biological process: multicellular organismal reproductive process.